AUGUUUUCAAGUCUCCCAAACUUCACCGAGCUAAGGGACCUUCACAAACGUGCAAAUGACCUCCUUCAAUCUUCUCAAGUCCAACAAGCCUUAGGCCAACACCACCAAGAGGCUACGACGACGUCGGUCCGAGAAAUCUCCGAGGCAUCAUUAGAGAUGCUAGAUCUUAGUGGCAUAACAAGGGAAAUCCAUUCAUUAGUUAAAGAACAUUUGCAAGAGUUACAACACACGUUACGUCGAGCCAAGUUCGAGGCCGGAGGGUCCGAUUUCGAGGCCCAAAUGUCGGCUCACGGGCUCUAUAGGAAGAAGCUUAACAAAGAGUUGGCUAAAUGCUUAAGGACAAUCAAUGGGAGUAAAAAUAAGUAUUUUACGUCGGAUCUUUCACUAAUUGACCAAAAUCUUAUAGUAGUUGUACAUGUUUUAAGGGAGAUUAGAAGGGCUACUAUUUCUCUAGUAGAAUCUUUAUUAAAUCUCCUUUCAUUCCCUACUACUAUAAGUAUUGUUCAUAGCCAAAGAUCAUUAUCAUCGUCAUUAGCCUCGAAAUUUCGACGUGUAAAUUGUCAACGGUUGCUGGAACGAUGCGAUUCGAUGGAGAUUCGAAUGGCGAAUAAGAGAUUGGAAGAAGUUGAGAAGACAAUGGAAGAUGUUGAGGUUGAGUUAGAGUGUAUUAUUAGGAGUUUGAUCCAUACUAGAGUUUUACUCUUAAACAUAGUUAAUUAUUAG
Messenger RNA from Chenopodium quinoa (quinoa), 723 nucleotides. RefSeq lists its product as uncharacterized. The record is from RefSeq and is a predicted model, not a curated record. The coding region runs from base 1 to 723 and encodes 240 amino acids. Gene Ontology annotation, biological process: root development; shoot system development. The transcript has a single exon. Lineage: Eukaryota; Viridiplantae; Streptophyta; Magnoliopsida; Caryophyllales; Amaranthaceae.